GGCGUUUUGAAUAAGCAUCAAAAUGUGCAGAUGGGGAUGUCAAGCAAAUGACACAGUAUCUUAUUGUUCUUUAUGAACUGAAAACUAUUAAUUAAGACGUACAUGUGUAAAUGGUGUGGAACAAGGUUUUGCAAAGUCUGUCUCAUUGGAGAUUUUCAAGGAAAAAUGACGUCGGAAGAUCACUGUUUCGUGUGUAAUCAGAUCAAAUGUAUCGGAAAACGCGUUGAGUAUGUACCGUCGAAAAUGAAACCAGAAGUGAAAGUUACAAAGAAGGCUGGAAGUCGAACAAAAAAAGGCAAAAGCAAAGGUGCAGGUAAAAGUGGGAAGAGUACAAAGAAAACUGGAAAAGGUAAAAAGAAGAAAUGAAACUAGGAUAAGACGACAAGUAUUCACACAACUAUAUUUAUUCAAGAUUAUAUAGAAAUUAUAAUGAAUUUUGUACAAUUCAAAGAUUUUAAAUGACUGGUUAUUUGAUAGACUAUUUGAUAUUAUUCGAAAUACAAUUAUGUGUAGCCC
Trichobilharzia szidati is the source of this 516-nucleotide messenger RNA. NCBI's taxonomy places the organism in Eukaryota, Metazoa, Platyhelminthes, Trematoda, Strigeidida, Schistosomatidae. The record is from the annotation of a GenBank genome assembly.